Molecule: messenger RNA, 1476 nt
Organism: Pantherophis guttatus
Lineage: Eukaryota; Metazoa; Chordata; Lepidosauria; Squamata; Colubridae
Source: RefSeq, a predicted model, not a curated record
GUGCAAAGGGUGGAGGUGGGGAGGCAGUUGCUUGGGCUUUAUUUUGGCAGGUAGCUCUCCCCACCCCGUCCCCAGCCUUGCCUUCCUGCUGGCUGCCCGAUUCCCCUCCUCUUCCAGAAAAAAGGCCUGGAAAGCUAUGAAAAAGAGGCUGAGAAGCAGGGGUGCCCCCAAGCCCUGCCUGAAGCUCCUUUGCUGAGAGAGCGAGGUGAGGUGCUGAUAACCCAAAAGGGCCCUGGAGGGCAGCGAAGGGAGUCCAUCUUCUGUGGGGGGGGGGAGAAUAAUCCUACGUUUGCACCAUGCUCUGUGACAAGCCGGCAUCCCCUCAUUGCAAGGAAGCCCUGCUGAUCUUCCAGUCUUCCCCCUCUCCCCCAGUGGUCCCAGCCUCGCUAACCCUUGCGCAGGAGCUGUCCCAAGCGAUGCUGCGGAUGGACAUGGCCCUGGAAAGGGAGUACGCCUUUGACAUCUUUAGCAACUUGAUGCGGAAGCAACCAUCGUAUGCCUUCCAGGGCUUUGACCUGCCGCGGUCGGUGACAGUGGAGAUGCGAGCCCUUUUGGUGGACUGGCUGGUACAAGUGCAUGAGUAUCUGAAUCUGGCUGAUGAGACCCUCCACCUGGCCGUCCAUCUCAUGAACUGCUACAUGACAGCAGGCCGGGUCAGGAUCCCUCGCCUGCAGCUCCUCAGCGCCACCUGCCUCUUUCUGGCAUGCAAACUGGAGGAGCACACCUGUCCAGAGCCAGCCCAGCUGUGCUUCAUGAUGGAGAACUCCUGCAGCCGAAAGGACCUCCUGCAAAUGGAACGCAAAAUCCUAGCCCGACUCAGGUUUGAGCUGCACUACGCCAAUCCCAUCCACCUGUUACGCCUCCUGGCAGAAGUGGCCCAUUGCACCUUGGAGGUAAAGUUCUUGGCCCUCUAUUUCCUGGAAGCGUCUCUGAUGGAGGUGGACUGCCUGCGCUUUGAGCCCGCUCAGUUGUCCUUUGCAGCUUUGUCUCUGGCACACCGGCUGUCAUGGGAAGCCAGAAUCCAAGACAUGGAUGUGCUUCAGGAAUAUUUUCCAAAGUUCCACGUGUACAGUGAGGCCGAGCUGUUGGCUGUCUUCCCGUACAUGGCCAAGGCAGUUUUGCAGGGGGCCAACGCCUCCCUUCGUGCCAUCUUCCUGAAAUACUCCAGACCACAGAAGCUUUGUGUCAGCACCAACCCUGCAAUUGCUGCCUCUAAGUUCCUGAGCCGCUUCCUGGGGGAUCCCAUCCAAUGAAGGAGGAGGAUGCCGGGAUAACAUUUGAACUGGGAGUGCAGAAAGCCAAGCAUUGUCCCAGGUGUGACUCUAGGCUCAAGAGGGUGGGGGACCCCUUCUCUCCUUUUCUUCCUUCAUACAUAAAGUUUUCCCAUUUCAUCCUGGUCCAUUUGUCUAUCCCACCCUUUCUCUGUGGUCUUGAGUCUUGCACAAUCCCCCCCCCCCAAUGACUAAAAACAAAAAA